UGUUUGCAGGUAUUCACAGGUCUCAGCUUUCUUCCUCUUCCCUCCUUCCUAUUGUUGCACAUUCCCUCACUGAGAGAGGAAAUCAUUUUUCAAAGACCCAGGACCUUUAGCUCACACACAGAGAAUCUGCUAGCUUUCUUUCCUUCGCCCAGGGAUCCCCGUCUACCUGCCAUACCUCCACCAUGACUUCCUUCCUUCUUCCCCAACCGGGAGGCAUCGACCUCAGCCUGCCGACAUGUGGAGAGAUUCGAUGCAGCGACCACGGUUCCUGUCUGAGUGAACCGGGGGGCGGCACCGGGUUCGUGUGCAGCUGCGACCUGGGCUACCAGGGCGAGGCCUGCGAGGACACGGUCAACGGGGCGCUGAGCCUCCCGCUGACCCUCAGCGUGCUGGCCGUCAUCUUCGGGGUGCUCAUGGUGGCUUUCUUCGUUGCCAAGAUAAGCCAGAAGCAGAAGAAGAGGAACAGGAAACAACAGGCAGCAAAACAAGGCUACAACAUCGCUGUGUAAUUUGGAUGAAUCUCCAUUAUCUCCGAGGUCAAACAUGGCAUUGUGGCCAGUGAUACGCUUGAGCUUCCACCAGCAUUCUUCUGCAGCACGCUUACAGCGCAAUUUGUUGAAUUUAGUAAAAAAAGGACAGAUCAGAUCCACCAUUCUUUCUUGAUGACUGGUGGCCCCUCUUCUACGACUGAUGCUGCAACAUCAAAGAAACCCAAAUACUGAAAUAUUGAACUGAACUUUAAAAGGAUUGACAGAGACACAACUUCACUGCUUUGUUUCCCGUGUAUCAUUUGACGACGACAGGCAAGUCAAUCAUGUCAAAAAGCCAGCGUGUAUCAAAGAGCUUUCAAGCUGUUCAUUUAGAAAGGCAACAGGAGACUGACUAACAGUAUGUUUACAGGUAUGUAUUUGGCGCCAAACUGGAUUUGGGCCAUUAAAAAUGUUCCUUGCAAACACAGCAGCCACCUUUUUAAACUGUUUUCUAUAUCUCUGAGAAUUAGGUUGACACUACUAUUAUUUUCUUACAAGCACAAUACAAUGUUUGAGAUGUCCUUGCUAGGGCCCUGCAUUCAUCACCAGCUUUGUAGGUUUGUUUGAAUAUUUAUAGAAUUUUGAUGAGAUACUGUGGCUCACUAGUGCUCAAGAACAAUGAUUAAACAUAAUACAAAAUCCUAACCAUUAAUCACAACAUUACAUGCAACCAUUUUGGUGUAAUAGUAGUUUUCACACACUGAUUGCAUUUUUCACAUUGCAAGAAAUGAACAGACUAAAUGAUCGUGUCUUUGGCAGUUUAAAUAGAAAUGUCACAAUCUGCUUACCACACAUUUGUACUUCCCUAAUCACAUUUCAUAUAGCUUAUUUCCAUUUCCUAUUGUGUCCUCUAACACUGGCUACAUCAGGUAAAAUAAUGCAAAUCAGUUGCUCUCUGACGCAGCAGUUGCUUCUUUUUAAAUGCAGAGAAAGCUGAGCCCAACAGUAGUGAUUCUUGCUGGCCUGUUUUUGUACUAUCUGCUAAAAGGAGUGACUUUUUACUGGUAUUAAAAACAAAAAUGCUUUCCUCAGCAAUCAAUUUCACACAGGGUAAGACGGGGAUAUUAACCCGAUUGGAUUUGUCGUUUAUUUUAGUCACUCUGAGUAAGAUAGCCAGUGUUAAGAGCUUUUUAUGCUGUAUUGUCUAUUUUUUUCCUACACUGCUGAUUGAAUUAAUGUUUUAUAUGCUUUUUGUAGUUCUUGACAGCCUAUAGCAUCAACAAUACCCAACACUUUAUGAUAUUGUCUAUCCCUCUGUUUUUGUGUUGCUGGAUUACACAACAAUUCCAUGUAGUCAGACAUGUUUCAACAAGCUGAUAUGCUCAUAGAAGGUGAUUAUGUAAUCAUGUGUGCCCCUGUGUGUGUACAAAACUGGCUGAAAAGUAUGUAAUUCUUCUCUGUCAGAAGUUAUUGGUCAGAACGACAAAGGUAAACUCUUUUGAUAUAUCUAUUUGAAAUAUUUAUGCCUCAUUUAUUUAAGAGAUGGAAACAUUUUAAAAUAUUUGCACAACAAAUCUGCAGUAAACCACCAAAACUAAGGAUUUUAUUGCUGAUUUUCCACUCUACUAAACACAAAAGCUGGAGAAAAAGUGCCUUUUAAGUGUACUGAUCAAGAGGAGUCCUUUUGAAAGGUGAAUAUACUAUGCCAAUAACCUGAAACUGAAACUUGUGCGCACACCUCCUCAGAUCCUGUUUUACUUCAUUUUAAAAUUCUUCUCUUGUCAUAAAUGUUUGACACUGACAGUUUAAAAUAAAAGCCUGAUAUAUCUUGUC
Trematomus bernacchii (emerald rockcod) is the source of this 2303-nucleotide messenger RNA. RefSeq names its product protein jagged-2-like. The transcript is spliced from 4 exons. NCBI's taxonomy places the organism in Eukaryota, Metazoa, Chordata, Actinopteri, Perciformes, Nototheniidae. Bases 183 to 509 code for a protein of 108 amino acids. The record is from RefSeq and is a predicted model, not a curated record.